ACUUAAUAGAAAGGUGUAUAACGCGGUCUUGUAGUAAAACCUGCAGCCGGUUUUUUUCAAAGACGAAAUCCAUCUUUCGCGAGUGUGUGUGCCCGCGUUUUGUGAAGUUUAUUUUGUGUUUUAUCCGUAUAUAUAAUAUUUUGUUUUAAUCGAUACUAUUUUGGUGCUUUUUGAUUCAUUUGUUUUGCGCGAUUUGUUGCUUAAUUGAAUGAGAUUUUGGAUGAAGUGACAGUGACUGUGUUCGCGUAUCAAUGCGUUUAUUAUAGUGUUGUUGGUUAUUUGGAUUUUUCCCCUGUAAACUGUGCCAUAGGAGCUCUGUGGAAUGCUCCUUCGACGACACGCGCCGGCCUUGCUGGUCCUGCUAGUCGCACACAUUUCACAAUGUUUAUCACAGAUUCCACAAAAUAACUUAUUUACCUGUCCAGUGGGAUGGGAACUAAAAGGCUUACACUGUUACAAAUUUUUUAGUAUAAGGCAUUCGUGGGAGAGUGCAGCUCAACUUUGUAAUAGAUAUGGUAGUGAUUUAGUAUUAAUCGAGUCAUAUGCAGAAAAUAAUUACACUGCGAAUUUUGUUACCCGAAAUCUGGGACCUGCGGAGAGAAAAGGUCAAAAUUAUUGGUUGGGAUUGAUGUCACUAGAUGAUCUCAGAACUAAUACACUCGAAUCCGCCGGCGGUAUAUUAGUUUCGCAGUAUUCAGGUUUUUGGUCGUUAUCGCAACCGGAUUCUGCAUCGGGAGAAUGUGUAGAUGUGAAUUUACACGAUGAAGCUCAGUCAUGGCAGUUGCAAACUUGUGAAACGUUAUUACCAUUUCUUUGCAGAACUUCAGCUUGUCCGACUGGCUCGUUUCAUUGCUCGAAUGGAAAAUGUAUCAAUUCGGAAUUCAAAUGUGAUAAACAAAAUGACUGCGGAGAUUGGUCGGAUGAACUGGACUGUCCAUCUUUAUGCCAUUACUACAUGGCUAGUAGUGGCGAUGUUUUGGAAUCGUCCAACUAUCCUCAUAAAUACGAAUCUCUUUCAAAUUGUAAAUGGACUUUGGAAGGACCUCAAGGGCAUAACAUCUUCCUCCAGUUCCAAGAAUUCGAAACAGAAAAAUCCUUCGAUACGGUACAGAUUUUGGUCGGUGGCCGGACCGAAGAUAAAGCUGUCAACUUGGCAACAUUAUCAGGAAAAUUGGAUCUUAGCAAUAAACGCUUCGUUUCCGCUUCUAAUUUCAUGAUUGUUAAAUUCAGCUCGGAUGCAUCAGUAGAACGGAAAGGUUUUAGAGCUUCUUGGAAAACCGAACCUCAAACAUGUGGAGGAAAUUUAAGAGCUACUACUCAACCUCAAACGUUAACUUCUCCUGGUUACCCACAAAAUUAUCCUGGUGGAUUAGAAUGUUUGUAUACGAUAUCAGCUCAACCUGGAAGAAUUAUCACGUUGGAAAUCGAAGAUAUUAAUUUAGUUCACGAACGCGACUACAUUCUUGUCAGAGAUGGAAGUCAUCCGAAAAGUCCGCUCUUACAAACUUUAACCGGAAGCAAGAAAACUAAUCCUAGAAUUGUAAUGUCGACCGGUAACGAGUUGUACAUGUACUUUAAAACUAGCUUGGGCGAAUCUCAAAAAGGUUUCAAAAUCAAGUACUCUCAAGGUUGCAGAGCAACGAUAACCGAAGUCAACGGAACCCUGUCUUCUCCAGCUUUCGGUUUAUCUAAUUAUCCGAGCAAUUUAGACUGCCUGAUUCGAAUCAAGAACCCAACUUCGGGACCACUUUCGUUGAAAUUCGAUUCAAUGAGUGUUCACGGAUCGGACAUGGUGCAAAUUUACGACGGAGGAAGUACCAGUGGAUUACGUCUGCAUCCUAAUGAAGGAUUCACCGGAAAUGCCGCGCCGAAAAUCACUGUUACUGCUUCUAGCGGUGAAAUGCUCGUACGAUUUAUUACAGACGCGUUACAUAGCGGAAAAGGCUGGCAUGCUACUUUUUCAGCAGAUUGCCCAGUUUUACGAUCUGGAGAGGGAGCUUUGGCUUCGAACAGAGAUACCGCUUUUGGCACCGUUGUGACCUACACCUGUUCUGUUGGCCAAGAAUUUGCGACUGGAAAAUCGAAAAUUGUUACCGAAUGUCAAAUGGGUGGUAACUGGUCUGAGACUUAUAUUCCGAGAUGUCAAGAGGUUUACUGCGGUCCAGUUCCACAAAUCGACAACGGAUUUUCUAUCGGAGCUACUAAUGUUACUUACAAAGGUGUCGCUUAUUAUCAGUGUUACGCUGGAUUCGGUUUUUCAUCAGGUCAACGCAGUGAGAAAAUCACUUGUUUGGCUGAUGGAAAAUGGGAAAGAUUGCCAUCCUGUCAAGCUUCGCAAUGCCCUCCUUUAAUGGAAACACCACAUUCGAACACCACUAUUUUGAACGGAGGUGGACGUAGCUACGGUACUAUUGUACGAUUUGAAUGCGAACCAGGAUACGUUCGUAAUGGCGCACCUGUUGUGUUAUGUAUGAGCAAUGGCACAUGGUCCAGUGCUGUACCAACAUGUACUCGAGCCGAAUGUCCCAAAUUACCAGAAAUUAACAACGGUUUCAUUAUUGAUUCAACGAGACAGUAUCUUUUCGGUGACGAAGCCAGAGUCCAGUGUCAGAGGGGCUUCAAGCUUACCGGAGGAUCAUCCAUCAUAAAAUGCGGACCUAAUCAGAAAUUCUUGAAUGUACCUAAAUGCGAAGAUGUGAACGAAUGCGCCACCAGCCAAUGCGACUCGGCCUCUACCGAUUGUAUCAAUACCAGUGGUGGAUUUUACUGUAAAUGUCGAGGUGGAUUUGCUCCGAAUUUGGAAUGCAGACCGAUUGGUGACUUGGGUUUGAUAUCUGGUGGUAUUCCGGAUGAUUCCAUCACCGUUUCUAGUUCCGAACAAGGAUUUACCAAGGAAACUGUUCGUCUCAGCAGUAUGCGUGGUUGGUGUGGUGCAAAUCCUGAACCUGGAUCAAACUGGGUUAUGUUUGAUUUGAAAGCACCUACGAUUGUUCGAGGUUUCAGAACUCAAGGUGUUUUAAGAGCUGCGAGCAAAUUUGCUUUCACAACAGCGAUUAGAAUUCAAUAUUCGAACAAUUUAACCGACGUUUUCAAAGAUUACACGAAUCCUGAUGGUACUCCAGUCGAAUUCAGGAUACUUGAACCAACUUUAUCGAUUUUAAAUUUACCCAUACCUAUCGAAACUCAAUACAUCAAAUUCAGAAUUCAAGAUUUCGCUGGUGCUCCUUGCAUUCGACUCGAAAUUAUGGGAUGCACAAAACUAGAAUGUAUGGAUAUAAAUGAAUGUGCCACACGUAACGGAGGAUGUGAUCAAAAGUGUAGUAACAGUCCUGGAAACUUCUCGUGCGCUUGCAACGUCGGCUACGAGUUAUACACUAGAAAUGGAACCGCAGGUUUCUUCGUUGAUGAUUCUGAAGAUGGAAAUCGCGACGGUGACGUUUAUCAAUUAAAUAAAACUUGUGUUCCUGUAAUGUGUCCGAAAUUAGAAACCCCAGAACAUGGAAAAAUUCUUUCAACUAAGGAUUUAUACCAUUUCGGUGAUCUAGUCAAUUUCCAAUGUAACUUCGGCUAUAUAAUGCAUGGUCCUUCUUCCUUAAUGUGUACCUCUACUGGAGCUUGGAAUGGAACAGUUCCUCAGUGCCAACAUGCUAAAUGCGUUUCUUUACCGGAUGAUAAAUCAGAAGGCUUGGUAGUCUUAAGAUCGAAUCCAGACACAGUCUUGGUAUCGUUUAAAGAAAACGUCACUUUGAAAUGUAACGGUACUGGAAGGAAAUUGCGAAGCACAGCUAUGUCUGGAAGCAGACAAUGUGUCUACGAUCCGAAACCAGGUUUACCCGAAUACUGGCUUUCUGGUGCAUUACCAGCAUGUCAAAAAAUCGAUUGUGGCCCUCCUUUGCCGACUCCUGGUGCUGUAUACGGAGACUUGAAGAGCACCAAAUAUUUUUCUUCGUUCUUUUUCGGAUGUCAAGAUACUUUUAGAUUGGCUGGUCAGACUGAAAGAAAUGAUAAUGUAGUUCGUUGCGAUGCGAAUGGUAUUUGGGAUUUCGGAGAUUUGAGAUGCGAGGGACCAGUUUGUGAAGAUCCUGGCAGACCUGUCGAUGGUUUUCAGUCGGCUGAUAGUUACGAGCAGGGAUCAGAAGUUCAAUUUGGUUGUAGCAAACCGGGCUAUAUUUUGAUUAAUCCGAGACCUAUAACUUGUAUUCGAGAACCCGAAUGUAAAGUUAUCAAACCUCUUGGUAUCACUUCUGGCAGGAUACCGGAUUCUGCUAUCAAUGCUACCUCGGAAAGACCGAAUUAUGAAGCCAGAAAUAUAAGACUGAAUUCUGUUACUGGAUGGUGCGGAAAGCAAGAAGCUUUCACAUACGUUAGUGUAGAUUUAGGCCAUGUUUAUCGAAUUAAAGCUAUUUUAGUCAAAGGAGUAGUUACCAAUGAUAUAGUAGGACGUCCAACAGAAAUUAGAUUCUUCUACAAACAAGCUGAAAACGAAAACUUCGUCGUUUACUUCCCCAACUUCAACUUGACCAUGAGAGAUCCUGGUAAUUAUGGAGAACUCGCAAUGAUCACGUUACCAAAAUACGUCCAAGCUCGAUUCGUCAUUCUUGGAAUUGUCAGCUAUAUGGAUAACGCUUGUUUGAAAUUCGAACUUAUGGGUUGUGAAGAUCCUAAACCCGAACGUGUCCCAUUAUUGGGUUACGAUUACGGAUAUUCGCCUUGUGUUGAUAACGAAGCUCCAGUGUUCCAAGAUUGUCCUCAACAACCAGUCAUUGUUAGAAAAGGUCCUCGAGGAAUCGAACCAGUCAAUAUGACCGAACCGACAGCAAUUGAUAAUAGUGGCGGUAUCGCUCGUUUGGAUAUCAAACCUCAAUCCUUCAAAAUACCACAUGUUACUUUCCACGACAUGGUUGUCAAAUACACCGCUUUCGAUUUCGAUGGAAAUGUCGCCAUUUGCGAAUUUAAUAUAACUGUUGUUGAUGAAACACCUCCUCAACUCAACUGUCCUCAAAGUUACGUUAUCGAAUUAGUCGACAAACAAGACAGCUACGAUGUGAACUUCACUGAAACCAGAAGUAGAAUUAAUGUUAGCGACGCUUCCGGCGAAGUAUUUAUUACCUAUAGUCCCGAACGAUCGACUAUUCGAAUCGGUGAUUUUGAAAAUGUUACUGUUACUGCUAUGGAUAAAUUUGGAAACAAAGCCACGUGUUAUUUCCAAGUUUCGGUUCAAGCCACAUCUUGUGUUGAUUGGGAAUUGACACCUCCUACAAAUGGUGCUUUGAACUGCUUCCCCGGUGAUAAAGAAUUGCAAUGUAUUGCAGCCUGUAAUAAAGGAUUUAGAUUUACUGAUGGCGAGUCAUCCAAAACUUUCACUUGCGAGCAGAAGAAUUUGUGGUCUCCUUCAUCAGUGGUACCGGAUUGUGUUUCUGAAGAUACUCAACAAGCUGAAUACCAUUUCGUUCCCAGCAUAACUUACCGUGCAAAUGGUGCUGUUGGUUCCUCGUGUUUGAGACAUUAUGUCGAUUUAAUGAGCCAAUAUCACGAAGUGUUGAAUAAUGUGUUGACUCAGAGAUGUUCGGCUGUCAAUAUCAACAUGAACGUGUCAUUUUUGGAUUCCAAACCAUCUCUUCUUGAUGAUAACGUAGUUCAAAUCGAUUACAUUUUGGGAGUCUUACCAGCGGUAAGGCAACCUCAACUGUACGACUUAUGUGGAUCAACUUUGAACCUCAUCUUUGAUUUGAGCGUUCCUCAUGCCAGUGCUGCCAUUGAACCUUUACUGAAUGUAUCUGGUAUUGGAAAUCAAUGUCCUCCUUUGAAAGCUUUACGUUCCACUAUCGCUCGUGGCUUCUCUUGUAAUGUCGGCGAAGUAUUAAACAUGGAUCCCAAUCAAGUGCCAAGAUGCUUACAUUGCCCUGCUGGUACUUCUGCUGGUUUGAAUCAGAAAUCUUGUACGUUAUGUCCUCGUGGAUUUUAUCAAGAUAGAGAUCGUCAAGGAAGUUGUCUGCGUUGUCCACAAGGAACUUAUACCAGAGAAGAGGGAUCGAAGAGUCUUUCCGAAUGUAUUCCUGUCUGCGGUUAUGGUACAUACUCUCCAACUGGGCUUGUUCCUUGCUUAGAAUGUCCACGAAACAGUUACACUUCGGAACCUCCGUUAGGUGGAUUCAAAGAAUGUCACCCAUGUCCUCCCAAUGCAUUUACCUAUCAACCAGCUGCCCCUAGUAAAGAACUCUGUAGAGCUAAAUGUCCUCCUGGUCAUUAUUCGGAAACUGGAUUGGCACCUUGUGUUCCUUGUCCGAGUAAUUUCUAUCAGCCAUUGAGUGGUCAAACUAUCUGCCUGGAAUGUCCUUCCAGUAUGAGAACCAAAGGACCCGCGUCUGCUGGACGAGAAGAGUGUCAAAACGUUGUCUGUACUGAGAAUUCGUGUUUACAUGGAGGACUUUGUGUUCCAAUGGGUCAUACACCACAAUGUUUCUGCCCAGCUGGAUUUUCAGGAAGACGUUGCGAAAUUGAUAUCGAUGAAUGUGCCUCUCAACCUUGUUACAACGGUGGUUUAUGUAUUGAUUUACCUCAAGGAUACAGAUGUCAAUGUAAAAAUGGAUACAGCGGUAUUAACUGUCAAGAAGAAAAAUCUGACUGUCGAAAUGACACAUGCCCCCAGAGAGCCAUGUGUAAAGAUGAACCAGGAGUUGGAAAUUUCACCUGUUUAUGCAGAAAUGGAUACACAGGAGAGAAUUGUGAUUUGACGGUGAAUCCUUGUACAGCUAAUGGAAAUCCUUGUAAAAAUGAAGCCAAAUGUAUCGCUCUAAAGCAAGGAAGAUACAAGUGUGACUGUCCUGCAGGAUGGGAAGGACAACAUUGCGACGAAAAUAUCGAUGAUUGUGCCGAACGUCCUUGUCUAUUGGGAGCUCUGUGUACAGAUUUAGUUAAUGAUUACAAGUGCACAUGUCCUCCUGGGUUUACUGGUAAACGAUGCGAAGUGAAAAUCGAUUUAUGUGCUGAAAGUCCUUGCGAAAAUGGCGUAUGUGUUGAUAAACUCUUUGCCAGACAAUGUGUUUGUCAUCCUGGCUGGACAGGACCAAACUGCGAAAUAAAUAUUGACGAAUGUGAAAAUAAUCCUUGCAUGAAUGGAGGCGAAUGUACCGAUUUGGUGAAUGAUUUCAAAUGCACAUGUGACGUAUACUAUACUGGAAAGAGAUGCCAACAUUUGAUCAAUGACUGUGCUUCACAUCCUUGUCAAAAUGGAGGAUCUUGUCUCGAUAUGUUGGAUGGUUUUGUAUGUAGUUGCAGACCAGGAUUUGUUGGUAUACAAUGUGAGGCUGAAAUCGAUGAAUGUUUGAGCGAUCCAUGCAGUCCAGAAGGUACAGAGAGAUGUUUAGAUUUAGAUAAUAAAUUCAAAUGUGUGUGCCAUCCUGGAUAUAGUGGAGAACUCUGCGAUGAAAAUAUCGACGAUUGUUCUUCCAAACCUUGCAUGAAUAAUGGUAAAUGUGUCGACGAAGUGAAUAAAUACACUUGCAAGUGCCCACCUGGAUGGACAGGAGGCAACUGUGAAAUAGACAUUAGUUCAUGUCAAAGCAAGCCAUGUCUCAAUGAUGCUCGUUGUAUUAAUCUAUUCCAAGAUUACUUCUGUGUAUGUCCUUCUGGAACUGAUGGCAAACAAUGUGAAACAGCUCCCGAACGGUGUAUUGGAAAUCCCUGUAUGCAUGGAGGCAAAUGCCAAGAUUUUGGUUCAGGCCUCAACUGUACCUGCUCUUCUGACUACGCCGGAGUCGGUUGUCAAUACGAAUUCGAUGCUUGUCAAGCUAACGUUUGUCAAAAUGGAGCUACUUGUGUUGACAACGGUGCUGGUUACAACUGCAUAUGUCCAGCUGGAUUCACCGGCAAGAACUGCGAAGAAGAUAUUAUCGACUGUAAAGAAAACUCGUGUCCUCCUACUGCCACUUGUAUCGAUUUAACUGACAAAUUCUACUGCCAAUGUCCUUUCAAUUUGACUGGCGAAGACUGCCGAAAACCAAUUCAAGUCGAUUAUGAUUUGAGUUUCCCUGAAGCCGACUAUAGUUCUGUUGCUUUAUCGGUGCCCUUCAGAUUUGAAGGAAAUAGGCAGAGUUUAACCAUUGCCAUGUGGGUUCAGUUCUCUCGUCGCGAUGAAGAUGGCAUUUUCUUCACACUCUAUAAUGUUGGAACUGGUCAUCUUGUCAACAAUCGUCGCGUUUUGGUGCAAGCUCAUUCCAGUGGAGUUCAAGUCUCUCUAUUCCCUGAAAUCCAAGAUGUUUUCUUAGGAUUCCACGAAUAUGCAACUAUCAAUGAUGGUCAAUGGCAUCAUGUAGCUAUCGUCUGGCAUCAAGGUGUAUUGACAUUGAUUACAGAAGGUUUGAUUGCUAGUAAAACAGAAGGAUAUGGAACAGGAAAGAAAUUACCUGAAUUUGGUUGGGUUGUGUUGGGAAAACCGCAGCCAGACAGUGUAAAAUCGUAUACAGAAUUAGGUUUCGAAGGUCAUUUGAGCAAAGUUCAAAUUUGGGGCAGAGCUCUUGAUUUCACCAAUGAAAUUCAAAAACAAGUGAGAGAUUGCAGAACAGAACCAGUAUUAUAUCCAGGAUUAGUAUUAACGUGGGCAGGAUACGAUGACAUUCAAGGAGGAGUAGAACGAAUUGUUCCAUCACAAUGCAGUCAACAUAUCUGUCCUGCUGGUUAUACCGGACCUCAGUGCGACCAAAUGAUUCAAGAUAAGAUACCACCCAAAGUUGAAUACUGCCCAGGCGAUCUGUGGGUUAUUACCAAGAAUGGCUCUGCUAUUGUGGUUUGGGACGAGCCAAAAUUCAGCGACAACGUCGGUGUAGUCAGAAUCGAAGAAAAAAGUGGCCAUCAUCCGGGCCAGAUACUAAUGUGGGGAAAUUAUCACGUCGUUUAUGUGGCAUUCGACGCAUUAGGAAAUACAGCAACGUGCUCUUUCAAAAUUUACGUAUUGGCUGAAUUCUGUCCACCUUUGGCUGAUCCUAUUGGGGGUACGCAAAACUGCAAAGACUGGGGAUAUGGUGGUCAAUUCAAGGUUUGCGAUAUUAAAUGUAACGUUGGAUUAAGCUUCUCCGAACAAGUUCCUAAAUUCUAUACGUGCGGAGCCGAAGGAUUCUGGCGUCCUACCACCAAUCCUAAUUUGCCUCUGGUGUAUCCUGCUUGUUCUCAAUCGAAACCUGCCCAAAGGGUAUUCAAGGUUGGUAUGAAGUUCCCUACGUCAGUAUUAUGUAAUGAUGCUGGACAAGGUGUUCUAAGGCAGAAAGUUCGAGCUGCGAUCAAUGCUCUAAAUAGGGAAUGGAACUUCUGUUCUUAUUCGCUGAAAGGUACCAGAGAAUGUAAAGAUUUGAACAUCGAAGUGAAAUGUGAACACCGUUCAACACGAUCUGCCAUCGACUCUGGACAAUCUUACCAAGUUUCAACUUCGUUACCAGUCCGAAGGGAAAAACGUCAAACUGGUGAUACUUAUGGUAUCCAUAUAUCUUUCCCCGCAAUGAACGAUCCUGUUCUGAAUUUGAAUUCGAAUCAGCGUUCCAGUGUACAAACUUUACUGGAAAAAUUAAUUCUAGAAGAAGAUCAAUUCGACGUACACGACAUAUUACCAAACACAGUACCAGAUCCAGCAUCGUUAACCUUAGACUCAGAUUACGCUUGUCCUGCCGGUGAAAUUGUGAUGGCUCCUGAUUGUGUGCCCUGUUCUGUCGGAACAUAUUACGAUAAAGAUGAAGAGAAAUGUAUACCUUGUCCCACCGGUACAUACCAAAGUGAAACAGGUCAAAUGCAAUGUACGGUUUGUCCAACAAUUGCUGGCCGACCUGGAGUUACCAUUGAUAUCGGAGCUCGCAGCGCUUCUCAAUGUAAAGAACGCUGUCCUCCUGGUAAAUAUUACGACGAUGAGGCUGGAUUAUGCCGCAGCUGUGGACAUGGAUUCUUCCAACCAAACGAAGGCAGUUUCAAAUGUCUACUCUGUGGAUUGGGUAAAACAACCAGAACAACCGAAGCUGUUUCGCAAGAAGAAUGUAGAGACGAAUGUGCCAGUGGUAUGCAAUUGGCCUUACAAGGCGAUUGCGAACCUUGUCCUAGAGGAACUUAUAGAACCCAAGGUGUUGAAUCAGCUUGUCAAAGCUGUCCUGUUGGCAGGACUACACCUAAAACUGGAGCUAACACCGUUGAAGAAUGUUCAUUACCUAUCUGUACUCCUGGUACCUUCUUGAACGGCACUCUAAACUCUUGCGUACCAUGUAAAAAAGGAACGUAUCAACCAAACGCUCAACAAACCAGUUGUGUACCAUGUCCUCCAAAUACCAGUACCAAAGGAAUCUCAUCAACUAAUAAAUCAGAUUGCUGGAAUCCUUGCGAAACCAGAUCAUCAGAAAUCCACUGUGAUAAAAACGCUCAUUGUUUGCUCAUACCUGAUACCAGCGAGUUCAAGUGCGAAUGUAAACCCGGUUUCAACGGUACUGGCACUUACUGCAACGAUUUAUGCGAAGGUUUUUGCGAAAAUAAGGGUACUUGCGUUAAGGACAUUCGAGGAAAUCCGAGCUGCCGAUGCGUUGGAUCUUUCAUCGGUACUCAUUGCGAAGAUAAAUCAGAUUUCGCUUAUAUAGCCGGAGGCAUCGCCGCUAUAGUCAUAUUUUUAAUUAUUAUCGCCCUGUUUGUAUGGAUGAUUUGUGCAAGAUCUGAGCCUAGAAAAGAACCGAAGAAAUUAAUCGCUCAGACGAACGAUCAAACUGGUUCUCAAGUCAAUUUCUAUUACGGAGCUGCUCCUUAUGCCGAAUCCAUUGCUCCGUCUCACCAUUCAACUUAUGCUCAUUAUUACGAUGACGAAGAGGAUGGCUGGGAAAUGCCUAAUUAUUAUAAUGAAACUUAUAUGAAAGAAACGCUGCAUAGCGGAAAAAUGAAUAACAGUGUCGCCAGUAUUUAUGGUAAUAAAGAUGAUCUAUACGAUCGAUUGAAACGUCACGCUUACCCAGGAAAAAAAGAUAAAAGCGACAGCGAAAGUGACCAUUGAUGAAGAUAGUGUAUAAAUACAAUUUGAAGUCAUUUUAUUGAUUUUUUUUUUAAUUUGUAUAUUUUUAUGAUUACCUUCGUGCUCAUAUUUUAUAUUUAAUCAUUUUUAUAUACUUAAGCUUUUGAUAAGUUUUUUGUUUUGUUUUUUCUUUUUUUUUCGUUUUUUUUCAAUUUUUUUUUCUUUUUUAAAGUAGUGUCCACCUUUUAAAAAGUAUUAUUAGAUUAUAGAAAUGAAUUUAUUGAUUAGAGAUGUUUUCUUUUCGAGAAAUAUUGUUCCAAAAUUAGAGUAGGUACUAAAUUACGAAUGUACAACGACGUAAAAUAUUAAUCGAAUCAGCUUUAGUUUAUUUUAUUAGUAAUAAUUUUUUCAUUAAGUCAGCAAUUCUGGCUCGUUUGAACGUUCUGAAAUACUAAAUUGUUCAAUCAGUUUUAUUGAGUCAAAAUUGCUGGUACUAAAGACUUUUAGAUUUUAUUUAUUUUCAAUUUAAUAUCGUGAAUUUCUCACGAUAUUUUAUGUGUACUUAAUUUUAAUAAUUUGUACAUAGAAUUAUUCUUUUUUUUUUUACUCCUACGCUUGUGAUAAAUAUUGAUUUGACCAAAAAAUCAACUUAGUGUUCUUUCAAAUUGCUUUUUGAAGAAAAAAAAACCAAUCACUAGGUAUGUAGGUAGAUUCUAAUGAUGCAUUCGCAUUAUUGAUUGGUUUUUUAAAAAAACGUGAAUUUUGUACUAUUGAUUUGAUAAUAAUAUAAGUUCUACUUAAUAUUAGAACAAAAUUUUACUACAGUUUCAUUACUGCUGUUGAAGCUAAUUUUAUUUUAGCUUCCUUUUUUGUUUAUUAUAUUAUCUGUGUGAGAUUUGUAUGGCGACUUUUUUACAUGCAUUUUUUUUACUCAUUUUUUAAAUUUUAUUUUAUUAUUGAUGUGUAUUUCAUUUAUACGUACAUAUGAAUAUCGCGAUAAUUUCGUUUUUUAUUUCAAUAUUUUUAUUUAUUUUUCAACGACGCGAAUUUUUACUUGCGUUAUUGUAAUUUUUAUUUUUAAUUUAAUUAUGUUUCCAUUUUUUAAAAUUUUUAUUACGAUUUUUUUUAAACAAAAAGUUUUAUUUGUUAUAUUGUACCAAGUGAAAAAUGAUACCGCCAUUUGUUGGAAAAAACAAAAUACUGGAAACCGAAAAAAAAAUGUUUUUGUUGUAAGAUGUGAUUAUGAUUAAUUUUUUGAAUAAUAUUUUUGUUGUGUUUGAAGCAACGUUAUGAAUUGUUUUUUCAUCACUCCGAUCAUAAUUUAUUAUCAUUAACGAAUAAUUAUGUAGUUUCCUUUGUUUACAGUAUUUUGUCUUUUUUAACAAAAUCGGUUGUACCAAAAAAUUAAAUAUUCGAAAAUA
Molecule: messenger RNA, 12387 nt
Organism: Planococcus citri (citrus mealybug)
Lineage: Eukaryota; Metazoa; Arthropoda; Insecta; Hemiptera; Pseudococcidae
Gene: uif
Product: sushi, von Willebrand factor type A, EGF and pentraxin domain-containing protein uif
Exons: 59
Coding region: 323-11008 (3561 amino acids)
Biological process (GO): Notch signaling pathway
Molecular function (GO): calcium ion binding; Notch binding
Source: RefSeq, a predicted model, not a curated record